Molecule: messenger RNA, 2224 nt
Organism: Eleginops maclovinus (Patagonian blennie)
Lineage: Eukaryota; Metazoa; Chordata; Actinopteri; Perciformes; Eleginopidae
Gene: psmb11b
Product: proteasome 20S subunit beta 11b
Exons: 2
Coding region: 884-1921 (345 amino acids)
Cellular component (GO): proteasome core complex
Source: RefSeq, a predicted model, not a curated record
CCCAAAGUUCAGACUUUCUUUGUCUUUUUUUCUAUUUGAUUUUGUUAGUUUGGAUUAUAUUUAAUGAUCUUUUAGAUUUUCCACGACAUCAUAAGCUCAUUGCAGCACCUUCUUGUUUCUGAGAGACUUUGGAAACAUAAGAACAAAUAUAAAUGAUGUGUGUUGACCUCCUGCUGUUGGCUCCGAGACUUUAAAUGAAUAAAUAAUCUCCCUCGUGACGCACCCGUUUUGAUAUCGAAGUGACUUCAAUGGGCCUGAACUACUAACUAGCUCACAGCUAGCAUAGAUCCUCUCCAGGCUGCUGCAGGGUUAGCUUUAAGCUACAUUUCACUCAGGGGAUCCAGAGUUUAUGUAUCAGGUCAGAUCUUUAGAUGCUACAUGAGGUCAGCAGAUCUCUCUAGCUGUGUCUGUCUAGUGGUUUACAGAGUUCAUAGAGCUCUGAACACAGCCACGUCCUGCGUCUGAAAAACAGUCAUCAGGAUUCACUGCAGAGGAACGAGCUCUCUUACCAAGACAGCAGCAAACCAGACCGGCCCGCAGCAGAGAGACCGGAACCCCUUCAUACUCAGUCUGACACUAGUCCAGGAGUUCAUUACGGAUCCAUUUGACAAAUGAAGUUGUUAUUGUGUGUCUGAUGUGGUGGCGUGACUCCUGACAGGAUACAUCAGAGAGUGCCCCCCCCACCCCGAACUCUGGUGAUCUGAAAGCACCUGAUUCAGUAGCUGCAGUUAAUGACCCGUGGGUUUGCACGCGUCACAGUGAAGUGGAGCGUGGGUUUGAGGCUCGGUUCAGAUGGCCUGCCCGGCUGAGUAUAUAAAGGAGGACUAGAGCUAACCUCUGCCAGACUGUGGUGUGGAUACUUCUCCACAAGAGAGGGGGUUAAAUGGCUCUGCAGGACCUGUGCAACCUCCAGGAAGUCUUUCCUGACACGGGUCACUCUCAGUUUGGGAAGAGGAGUUACUCUGAGAGCUGUUUUUCCGGGAGCAGCUCUGACCCGUUUACCUUCUGCAUCCCGGCCGCAGAGUUCCUGGAGCAGAGUCCUCUGCAGUUUGGACAGGGGAGUAGUGCUUUCACCUCUCAAGACCUCCUCCUCUCCUCCCUAUCUUGGCCCCCCGGCCUCCCCCAGGACUCCCCUCAGUCCGUCCCCCUUCCCUUCCCCAUGUCCCACGGUACCACCACCCUGGCCUUCCUGUUCCAGGGGGGCGUUCUGGCGGCGGCCGACACCCGCUCCAGCUGCUCGGGGCUGGUGGCAUGUCCGGCCUCGCAGAAGGUCCUGCCGAUCCACAGCCACAUGGUGGGAACCACAUCGGGAACCUCAGCGGACUGCGCCCUUUGGAAGCGGAUCUUGGCUCGAGAACUCCGGCUCUACCAACUCCGGCACGGCCGGCGCUUGUCCACGGGCGGCGCCGCCAAACUGCUGUCCCACAUGCUGCACCCGUUCAAAGGCAGCGAGCUGUGCGUGGCCGCCACGCUUUGUGGCUGGGACGGCGGGGACCUAGAUCAGGACCAGCAACCGACCCAGGGAGGAGCAAGACCUGAUCCCAGCCAUCCAGUCUCUCAGAGCUCUGUCAAUGCUCAGCAGAGCUCUGGCAGAACGCGGUCCUCUGGUCCCAGUCUGUACUACGUUUGCAGUGACGGGACCCGCCUGCAGGGGUCCCUCUUCUCCGUGGGCUCGGGAUCGCCCUACGCCUACUCCAUCCUGGACCAGGGUGUGAGAUGGGGUCUCACACUGCAGGAGGCCACGUCCGUUGCCAGGGAGGCUGUCUACAGAGCCACUCACCGAGACGCUUACUCAGGGAACUGUGUGGACGUCUUCCAUGUCUCCUCUGCGGGGUGGAGUCGCCGGAGCAGGGAGGACCUGAGGGAGGAGUACUACAGGGAAAGGGAGAGACGAGAGAGGGAGAGACGGGAGUCUGAGUGAAGACAAACAGGAGUGACAGAGAUCAGCAGAUGGUCGUUCCUUGUAAUGACAGUCCCUUCAGAUCAUGUGACUCACAGGUCGGGGGUCAAUGUAAUGUCGCUGGUCUUUUUUUCCCCGUCUAGAUGUGUAUUUUGUGAAUUGUGUAAUUUUGUUUCUGAUAUUAGAUUAGAAGCAUGUGAGAGAAAAGCUACUCCUUUCAAGGUUGAAAACAUUCAGAAUGAACAACAGCAACAAAGACACGCAUACAUAAUAAUCAGUAACCAAAUGAAGUGCAGGAAAUAUUUGAUUAGCAGAGUAUGGUAA